UUGGUGGUUAGGGCUGACGCUUUUUUUCGGAAGAGACCCUGGGAUCUGGCCACACUUUUUUCUGAUUUCGCAUUUCAUCGCAGAGACGAGGCGUCGUUCGGCCGCAACCAAAAAUUCGCGAAAAUCGUGCAAGAAAAAAAACCUUCCAGAAAUUUUCAAUCAACUUUUGAAAAGGUUUUCCACAAUUCAAGCACUGUUUUGGCAAUUGGCUGCAGAAAAAAAAACGCCAGUUCCAAGAAAAACGCAAAAAAAAAAGUGGCAUAAAACCGAAUUGGAAAAGGCAAUCCGCUCCGUCUAUAUUCCGGAUAAUUUGUUGCUCAUUUUUGUGGAUCUUGUGUGGAAAAUGUCGCUGUCGAAAUUCCAGCACGAGGAUAUGGAUUUAUCCGACGAAAACGUGAUGGUGCUGCGUCCCAUUAAGAAAAUGACGUCACGAGCCAGGGCGGGAGGCAAGAAGAACCGAAUGACCAGCCGCUGGAAGCCGAUCGACGACCUGUCCCUGCUGACGACCAUGGACCGGGUGAACGACAUCAAGAUCGUGCAUCGUGUGUGCAAAUUCUCGUGCGGGUUCACCCUGCAGGAGGUCCAUCGGCGCUGGCAGGCGCUGCUCUACUCGUCCAAGGAUUCGAAGACGGCCAGGGCGGCCAUCGAGAACCUCCACCCGGAGACGGUGGCCGGCGUCAGGGCCCAGACGGUACUCAGUCCGGAGGAGGAGGAAGUCAUCAUGAGGAUCAAGAGCACGGAGUCGCCCACACUGGGGCGGUUUCAGGAGCUGAUCGACCAGAAUGCGGCCGUCUUUUUGCGCGAACGCACGGCCCAAUAUCUGCAAACGUACUGGCGGGAUCUCCGGAGGUAUAUGCUGCUGCCCGACCAGGAGAUCCCGCCGGCAGGCGAAGAGCCGCUUUAUCUGCAGAGCUUCUCCGAGGCCGAGGCGGAGGCCGAGGCGGAGGCCUUCAAUGUCGAUGUCCACCAGUCCGACGACGAGGAGCUGGAGGCCGAGCUGGAGCUCCAGAGCCGCCGGAACAGGCGUUCGAUCCGUUUGCUGGAGAACGAACUGUCCCGCCUGUCCGUCCUGGUGGACUGCGGCCGCGGUCCCCGGGAGCUGGACAACAACACGAUUGCCUGCCUGUGCGGCCAUCGGGUGCGCUUUCUGAUCCAGCAUCCGGAGGUCAGUUUCGGCCGGAACGGCAAGGAGGGCUCCAACUGGCGGGUGGACAUUGACCUCGGGCUGGAGGGUGCCGCCGAGAAGGUGUCCCGUCUCCAGGGCACCAUUCGGCUGCGCAACGACGGCGUCAUCCUCGUGGCCAAUGCCGGCAGGCGGGCCAUCUUUGUGCAGGGCCAGCCCCUGCUAACCGGCCACACGACACGGCUCGAGGACAACAUGCUGGUGGAGAUAUGCGGCCUGACCUUCACGUUCAUCGUCAACCCCAAAGCCGUCGAGGUCGUCCGCCAGCAGUGCGCCAGCACAUCGGAGCCGUUCCAGUGAGGCCCCAACCAGAAUCUGAUCGGAAGGAGGGAGAGCCCUAUGGUCAGGCAUUGCCACAAAAACACGCUAAAUAAAGAAGCUAAAAUCAAAUAAAAUAAUAUGAAAAUUUA
This is a messenger RNA of Drosophila pseudoobscura, 1593 nucleotides long. Its product is annotated as microspherule protein 1-like. Gene Ontology annotation, molecular function: G-quadruplex RNA binding; protein binding. The coding region runs from base 344 to 1483 and encodes 379 amino acids. Lineage: Eukaryota; Metazoa; Arthropoda; Insecta; Diptera; Drosophilidae. Gene Ontology annotation, cellular component: MLL1 complex; Ino80 complex; NSL complex. The transcript has 2 exons. Gene Ontology annotation, biological process: positive regulation of transcription by RNA polymerase II. The record is from RefSeq and is a predicted model, not a curated record.